Molecule: messenger RNA, 7612 nt
Organism: Armigeres subalbatus
Lineage: Eukaryota; Metazoa; Arthropoda; Insecta; Diptera; Culicidae
Gene: ago
Product: F-box/WD repeat-containing protein 7
Exons: 10
Coding region: 1136-5113 (1325 amino acids)
Molecular function (GO): protein binding
Source: RefSeq, a predicted model, not a curated record
AAAGUUUCUCGCUCGCGUUGAUUCGUCCGGAGGAAGACCAUCGUCAUUUUUUCCACACGCAUCAGCCAUCAUUCUGCUUUUGCUACCCUUUUCUGCUGGAUGGUUGGUUUCGACAUCGACGACGACAAACAUUUUCGAUUCGGUUUCGUUUCGCAGCCAUAGCGCAUAGUGCCAGCAGAAAACCAAGUGGACAGUUAUUUUCAAGUGUUUUCUGCUCUCAAAAGGUGAUAACGAGUGAAAAUUGUGUUGAACCGAAUAAAAAUCGAACAACGGUGACUUGGAUUUGGGACUGCGGAAUCCGCGAUCAGAAGUUUUUGUGUUUGCUGCGUGGCGUCGGGUUUUCUCGGUUCGAUUCGAAGACGGCGGCAAAGGAAAAUAGAAGUUUUCUUGAGGGCAAAAAAUAAGAGUACCGUUUUUUUCUCGUUUCUGAUUGCGCAGCACGCACCCAGCAGCAGCAGGCGGUAGUGAAAAGUGGUGCAAAUUUUCACUGGAAUCGAAAAUAUUUUUGUUCAGAGCAGUGAGAAAAGUCGGCGAAGGAAAAAACGCGUAGCCCCAGAAGGAAAACAGCAAGCGAAAAAGAAAACGAGGGCCCUAUUGUUUGUGUGUUGGGCGCUGCUGUCCGUGUAGUGCGUUGUCUUGGGAACGUAGUUCUGUGGCUGUCUGAGUGUUGUUUUUUUUUAAUCGAAUAUCUGCUUCUGGGGCCCCAAAGUGGAGUAGGCUCUGCCUCGUAAUUUGAUUCAGCGGAGAAAAGAUGGAUUCACGUUUGGCAGUUCAAGGUGCGUUUGUGUGAUUUGAUGAAAUACCUCUAGAAGAAAACUAUCACGAUGAGGCCGAUCGAAGCUUGCAGUAGCUGAAAGAUCGUCGUUGUCACGCGAAAGGUCCGCCUCAUUAAAGUAAGAAUACGGAAUAUACAGUGAGGAAGAAAACCUUCGACCAUCUCAUCGAAGGCCAAAUUGCGACUUUGUUGUGGAUUAUUCUGACAGCGGAACCCAGCAGACCCUGAAGCAGAAUCGAUUUUGUCCCUCGAAAGUACAGACGUUCGUAACCGCCAUUUCAAAUAGGAAUAAUUCAAAGGUAAAAUUGAUGAGCGCCGCAACCAAAAUCAUCAGUCUGUGUUGAAACUUCGCAUCAGAUAAUGGCAGAAAAAUGUAUCGUCACGAUUAAGGAAGAGCAGCAGCACCAACAGCAAUGUCCCAGCCCGCUGGCGGAGAUCAAGAAUGAUUCAGUAACCGGUACACCUACGACGACGAUCAUUGCCAGCGGUAUCCCAGCAGCGAUAAGUUUGUCAUCGACGACGACGGUAUCCGCCUCUUCGACACCCACGCAAAGCAGUACGUUAGGCUGCGAUGAUGACGACCAGGAGGGGAGGGGUGGUCACCCGCGCGGAAAGGAUUGCUACGCUUGGUUCUAUCCGACGAACGAUGGUGUCGUUGUUGGACACUCUACCGGAAACCAGAUUCAUCUGGAAACGCCAGCAGUUGAGGAAAAAAGCAACGGUGGUAUGAAUCUAGCCAAACCAAAGCGACUGAGUGACGAGUUUUACUCGGCCGAUGAUGACUAUGACGAGGAUGAAGAUGACGAGAUGAUUGGUGGUGGGGUGGAUGUUGGUAUCGGUAGUAGUAGCAGUAGUAGUGGCAACAUCAGUUUAACCGGAAUCAGUAAAAGUGCGGGAGGAGAAGGAGAUUGUGAAGCGCAUGCCAGUUUAAAUGAAAUCAAAAACCUCAGCAUCACGAAUGGUGCUCCGGAGCUCGGAGACGAGCAGGACGAAAAUUCGAUAUCCGACCCGAUUUAUAUCAGUGAGGAAACUUCGUCAUGCAGUAGCGGUCACCAGCCAAUCGUAGCUGAAGAAGCAUCCAUAAGGGCACAAGAGACUGAACAGCUAAGCCGGCAACAUCAGCCGGUGCCUUUGGGAAUGGAACAGGAGGAAAUUCCAGAGGAUGAAGGUGUUGCUGCACUGGAAGAUGACCUCGAGGAUGAUGAAGAUGAUGAGGUGGGGGAGCAUGAUCCUCAUGAUGUGCAAUCAAUCGAUGCAAUCGAACGUCGGGAUUUUGAGCAGGAACAAAAACUGACUGGCGGAAUAAUAAUUAAAAAUAGCGCUUUGAUACCCGAUAACCAUAGACUGAAUUUAGAGUUAAUAAGUAGGUUUAAUAGGAAGCGCAAUGAUGCAUUGGCAAAGAAAUCUCAGCCAGAGAGCGGCAAGAUUCACCAUGCAACAACGCCAACUAGCAGUAGGCAUGUGUACAAGAAUUGUUGUAAUAAUCCAUCUAGUUCUAAUAGUUCUAGUAAUAGGGAACAAAACAGUAAUAGUACAACAAAGUCAGCCGUAAAAAUAAAUCUGUCAGCUAGUCUUGAUAACUACUGCGCAGCUAGUGAAUCAAUUAGUGAGUCGAAUGCAGCCGAUGGGCCUUCCUGUUCUUCCUCGAUGGCUUCGUCCUCUUCUUCGGUCACCCAUAGCAGUAAGGCACAGCAUCCCCAACAGCAGCAGCUUGACGCGAUCUUCAACAGUAACUCCAACGAUAGUCUUUCGUCCGAUCGUUCAAUUUUCAUCCCUAACCUGCAAGCUCUUAAAGCAUCUGCCAAGGACUGUCCCACGGCUCCCAGCAGUAGCGGUUUGAAUGAACCUGGUACAUCAUCUUCUUCUUCAUCGCCAUCACCUUCGUCGGCAAGCUGUUCCGCUGGACCCUCAUCGUCUGGAGCAACCAAACCGCCAUCUGACUGCAGUUUAGCAUCUUGUGCGACCUCGGUAAUCAAACAAACCGGAGAGUGCAGUAAAAACAUCAACCAUAAUUCGCUUCCAUCAACUAGCGUUAGCAAUUCCUCGCUAUUUUCCUUCAGUUGUCCCUUCGACAGCGCAGAUCGUGAAACAGGUGAAGGUUGUAGCAGCGGUAGUGUUUCCCUCAGAAGAUUUUCUUCUAACGGAUCGAAUUUUGCCGACAACAUUGCUGAUGAUGUACAGCCUUCCAGUUCUCACCGAGGUCGAGGCCGGCAGCCACAACUUCAUCACGAACAUAAUCACAUGGAGGAUCCCUUACUGGAACCUUCUCAACUAUCCAUGCCUCCGGAGCUGACGUACGCUGCUGGCGUGGUCGUCGAUCACGAAUGUGACGAAGACAACUGGGCCGACUGUGAAGAAGGCUCCGACGAGGAGGUUUGUACUUGUCGAGAUUAUACGGAUGAUGAAGGAAACGGAACAAGCGGUGCCGGCGGUCAUGCUAGCAGUGAAGACGAACUUCCCUCCCGGGAUGUUGAUCUGUCCAGUUUUACUCAUAUGGAUGCUGCCGAGGACAUUCUUGCUCAUGAUCCAAGUAACGGUGGUACAGGUGGCGCUGCCAACAGCAGCGGGAGCAACGCACAAACCCCAAGACUGCAUCGAAAACGUAAGCUGACCGAGAAUCGCAUCCUGUUUGGAAGCGCUGGCAGCCGAAAUUCCACAGUAGGAGUGUCGGAGACCACCGGGGGGUUGGGUAGUCAUUGUGAUAGUCCCAGCACCGAGUCCCUGAAUUACAACAGCCGCAAACGAUUAGCUUUAGAUAGUACUAGUUCGCCGCGAACGCUACGCAGUCCGUCGAAUCUUACAUCGACACCUACGUCAUCUUCAGCGCUGGGAGAACGGAAGACUCCCCGAAGCGUAAUCCCUACCAAAGAUAACCCUCCUCCGGAACUGAACGAUUGGCUGCUUCAAUUCCAGCGAUGGACAUCGAUCGAGCGAUUGGUUGCGUUGGACAUGCUAAUCGAGCACUGCGAACCAGCCCAGGUUCGGCACAUGAUGAAGGUUAUCGAGCCACAGUUCCAGCGGGAUUUCAUCUCACUACUGCCAAAGGAGCUGGCACUGCAGGUCCUGUCGUACCUGGAUCCGAAAGAUCUCCUCCGGGCGGCCCAAACCUGCCGCAGCUGGCGUUUCCUAGCGGACGAUAACCUCCUGUGGAAGGAUAAGUGCAAGGAAGCCAGCAUCGUUAUGGAUGUGACCGGUGGAGAUCGACCGAAGCGUGGUCGCGCCGGCAAUAUGCCACCGAUUUCGUCGCCUUGGAAGGCGGCCUAUAUGCGGCAACACAUCAUCGAGAUGAACUGGCGCUCGCGACCGAUUCGCACUGCCAAGGUGCUUAGAGGCCAUGACGACCACGUCAUCACGUGCCUUCAGUUUUGCGGCAAUCGCAUCGUGUCCGGUUCUGACGACAAUACGCUCAAAGUGUGGUCCGCCAUCACCGGAAAGUGCCUUCGAACACUGGUCGGUCACACGGGUGGCGUCUGGUCAUCUCAGAUGUCCGGCAACAUCAUCAUCUCCGGCAGCACCGAUCGCACUUUGAAAGUGUGGAACGCUGAAACCGGACAGUUGCUGCAUACGUUGAACGGACACACUUCGACCGUCCGUUGUAUGCAUUUGCAUGGAAACAAAGUUGUCAGUGGAUCCCGGGACGCAACGUUACGCGUAUGGGAUGUCGACGAGGGUUCAUGUUUGCAUGUUUUGGUUGGCCAUUUGGCGGCCGUUCGUUGUGUUCAAUAUGAUGGGAGACUGGUAGUUUCCGGGGCAUACGAUUACAUGGUGAAAGUGUGGAAUCCAGAGAGACAGGAAUGUCUCCAUACACUGCAAGGCCAUACGAAUCGUGUUUACUCGUUACAGUUUGAUGGCAUCCACGUUGUGUCUGGUUCGUUGGAUACGUCGAUUCGAGUUUGGGAUGCGGAAACGGGCAGUUGCAAGCAUGCUCUAAUGGGCCAUCAAAGUUUAACUUCCGGUAUGGAACUCAGAUCGAAUAUUCUAGUGUCAGGCAAUGCUGACUCCACAGUCAAAGUAUGGGACAUCCUCACUGGGCAGUGCUUGCAGACUUUAUCUGGACCCAAUAAACACCAGUCUGCUGUCACGUGCUUACAGUUCAACUCUCGCUUCGUGAUAACUAGUUCCGAUGACGGUACCGUCAAGCUUUGGGACGUCAAGACUGGAGAAUUCAUACGCAACUUAGUGGCCCUGGAAUCCGGCGGCUCCGGAGGUGUUGUAUGGCGCAUUAGGGCUAACGAUACGAAAUUGAUAUGCGCUGUCGGGUCACGCAACGGAACCGAGGAGACCAAACUGUUGGUACUCGACUUCGACGUAGAAGGUGCCUGUUUGAAAUGCUCAUAAGUUCUGGAUAAGUAUACUCUUCAAUAACACCACAGGCAUACAGGCAUAACAUUCGAGAAUAUUUCAUCGGUUCACGAUUUUCCGGUCAAUUAAAGUGACCUUCCGUAGCGUGCAAAUUAAUUUUGUUCGAGUUUAACAUUUUCUCACUACCGCCACCUGCUUCAUGGCUUCCGCAAGUCGUGUCGUUAGUUUGCGUAGAUGAAUUUGAUUGGUAAAUGUUCGGUGGAUUAUGUCUGUUUGCCUGUGAUAGCACCCUAAUCGAUAGAAAACCCUUUCUGUGUAUACUGCUGUUCAUCUCCUCGAAUCCUUCACAAAAAAGGUGUCUGUUAUGUAUCACGGGAUGAGCAUUGAGUUGCAACAAACCUCUUGAUAUGUGAGUUAUGUGAAGUAAUGCGAGUCGACUGAUCCAUGUUGAUUUCUUACCAUUUUCAUUAGUCGAUACCAAGCACAAUGGAUCACCUGAAGGCAAUAUGUUGAAAUUCAGUAAUUUGAUGUCAAAAUAUUCUAUGCGACAGAAAUGUGAGCUGUUAUGUCUACCCUUCGAUUGAGCUCAUGAGUGCAAACUCUGGAGUCCUACGUGAAACAAACAAUCAGUAACGUAAACAAUGCAGUGUAUUAUUACACUUUUUUCGAUUUUGUCAGAUACUCACUCCUAGAGGGGGAAUGUGUCAUUUUAAACAAAGGUAGAGUGUAACGCCAGAUACUUCCCGUAGGGCUACGUCAUUUUCAAUGAAAGCAUUAUUCUUUCUUAUCAAAACCUUAGCUACUCGAAAUUUUGUGAUGCGACCGGUUAAUUUAUUACCUCUCGAGUUGAGAAUAAAAAAUUAAGCCGACAAAGGUUAAAAUAAGAGAGAAAUGAAAAAAGUGUCGGCAAACACUCAAACCACUGUAUAAUUAUUUCGUAUUUUCAAAUGAAGAGGAAUCUUUUGCUACUAAUCAGCUUGUCCUCCACAGUAAAUCAACAAGAAGUAGGCAAUUGGCCAUUCACUAUACUUACUUUUUAUCAAGUUGACCACAGGCAAGUUUUCCACAAAACGAGUCGAGGAAAAACAUUGAACUCAGCUCAUAAAGAUUCACCUUGAAAAAUUUAGAAAGUGAUUCAUUGAAUUGGCAACAACAACCUGAAUAAUUGUAUCACAGAAAGGUGUAGUUAUAGUAAUGGAAGGAAGCAUAAAAAAAAUCUAAAAUGAUCCCUAUCAAGAGGAUUACAACAAAAAAAAGAUCUUAUACCAAUAGUGAAAAACAAAAUGAAAGUGCUUGAUUAUUAAAAUAAUAAGCCAAUUGAUCAAUCGAAACCGGAGAGACUUAUCGAUUCGUGAUCACGUCCUGCCGUACUGUUAGCGUUCUCGCAAUGAGCAUUUUGUGUUCGCUUUGAAUUUGUUGAACUUUGUUUCCUUGUUGAGUUAAACGAAGAUCGGUACUGUUCUUUCUAGCGUAUAUAAUUUUCUGACAACGCCGUGCGUUGCUCGUACGUAUUACGCCUUUCCGUAUCUUUAUGUUUUCUUUUAAAACAGAUCGGAAGAGCGAACUUUAUUUCAAUUUAAAUAUUGUUCUUUUAGAAAUCUAUCUACCCAUUUGUUGUAAAACAAAGCGAUUCAUUCACAAUCUCAUUGCGGGCGCCAUUGAACAGGACAACUGAAUCGAUUUGAUUUUCUCCGACCUUGGUAGUUUUUGAUUCCAUCAAUGGCCAGGACAAACAUGCUUUAACCGAAUAAUGAUACACAGCUUUCGCUUUAGUUUUUAGUAUUCAAUCCUCAAUUUUUCUAUGAUGUCUUCGUCGAGUGUAUCGAAGGAACAGGCACCAACUUAACAUAAACAAUUGACUAGAGUUACUAUUAGCAGUGUUUAAAUGAAUAAAAUCAAACAGACAGAAUUAAACCAACCCUUAAUAACCAACAAACACACAAAUAUGCUAAAAAAUCACACAGCAUCUGCUGAAUAAAAGUUAGCUGAAAAACAGAAAAACACAAAAUCGCAAAAUAAUAACCUUAACAAAAACAACAAAAUCGCAAUUAGAAAAAAAAACGAAAACAGUGUACAAUUUAGUUAGUUGCCUGUUGAAAAAUUCGAUGUCACAAAUGUAUAGAUUCCAUUUGAGAGAUCUUUUGUUUUUAUUAUUUAAGUUUUUGCAUCAGUUAAAAAAAAUUAUUCCUCUUUAGCAAAAUUAUUACUCCUAGAAUUUAUUUUCAUUAUCUCAUCUGGAAAACGAGAUUUGUUUUGGACGAUUUCGAUCUUUCUUAUAAAUUUUUUCCCUGUUGCAAAAUCUGAGGUAGGAUUAAAAAAUAAAUCAUCCUUCAGUUAUAACGCUGAAACACAAAACCACACGCCAAUACAAAAGAAGAUAAACAAAGAACAAAUUAACCUCUAAACUGUAAAGAAAAUUAUACGAAUUGUGUAGUAGUGAGUUACUGCAAUGCUACUCAACAAAAAAAAUUGUCGAAAAAUCCAAUAAAAAGUGAAUACAUUUAGUAAUGCAUUACCAACUAUCGGAAAAAAUAA